AGAAUACCCMAAAUUCCCCAUUUUUCCCCCCAAAAUUCCCAAAUUCCCCAUUUUUUCCCCAGGUGACCCCGGAUUCCCUGAUUUACCGCACCCUCCUGAGCUACGACCCCACCCCGGGGUCCCACCCGGCCAUCGUUCGCCGCGACCCCGCCAUCAUCCCCAUCGAGUGCCACUACCCCAGGCGGGAAAAUGUCACGAGCGGUGCCGUGCGCCCCACGUGGGCCCCGCUGAACUCCGCGCUGGCGGCCGAGCAGCAGCUCCUCUUCUCCCUGCGCCUCAUGAACGAGGACUGGAGUGCUGACCGGGCUCUCUCUGGGGUCCGUCUGGGCGAUGUCCUGCACGUCCAGGCCGAGGUGGGGUCCCACAGCCACGUCCCCCUGCGGCUCUUCGUGGAUUCCUGCGUGGCCGCGCUCGGCCCCGGAGCCACCAGCGAACCCCAGUACAGCGUCAUCGACUUCCACGGGUGCCUGCUGGACGGGCGUUGGGAUGAUGCCAGCUCUGCCUUUGUGUCCCCACGGCCCCGGCCGGACGUGCUGCGCUUCCGCCUGGACGCCUUCCGCUUCAGCGGGGUCAGCAAGGGCAUGAUGUACCUGCGCUGUCACCUGAAGGUGGCCCCGGCCGGUGACAGCCCCGACCCCCUGCACAAAGCCUGUUCAUACAGCAGGGCCAGGAACACCUGGGCCCCCCUGGAGGGGACAGGCGACAUCUGCGGCUGCUGCGAACGCGGCACCUGCGGGGACCUGCGGGAACCGCGACAGCGACAGCGACAGCGGCGACACGGGGACAGCGCGGGGGUGGUGGCCGAAGCUGACGUUGUCAUGGGCCCGGUGCUGCUGUCCAGUGACUCUGGAGGACAGCGGGGACAGGGACACAACCGUGUGGCCCCCGCGGUGACCCUGGGGACAGCGCUGGCCUGGGCGGUGGCCGUGGUGGCCGCRGUGGCYGCRGUGGCCGGAGCCGGGCUGGCCCUGGGGCGCUGCCAGACACAGCGACAGGAAACCCCAAAUCACCAAUAAAUCCCAAAUCCCMAAAAUACCRGAAAUCCCAGAAAAUCCUGGAAAUCCCAAAAAUACCGGAAAUCCUGGAAAAUAC
Molecule: messenger RNA, 1092 nt
Organism: Malurus melanocephalus (red-backed fairy wren)
Lineage: Eukaryota; Metazoa; Chordata; Aves; Passeriformes; Maluridae
Product: zona pellucida sperm-binding protein 3-like
Exons: 8
Biological process (GO): egg coat formation; binding of sperm to zona pellucida; positive regulation of acrosome reaction
Cellular component (GO): extracellular matrix
Molecular function (GO): acrosin binding
Source: RefSeq, a predicted model, not a curated record